Messenger RNA from Erigeron canadensis, 1407 nucleotides. Its product is annotated as F-box/kelch-repeat protein At3g23880-like. The record is from RefSeq and is a predicted model, not a curated record. Lineage: Eukaryota; Viridiplantae; Streptophyta; Magnoliopsida; Asterales; Asteraceae. Bases 57 to 1217 code for a protein of 386 amino acids. The transcript has a single exon. Gene Ontology annotation, molecular function: protein binding.
AAGCAAACUCAAACCCUUUUUGGCUGAAAAUUGUGUUAUCUCCAGUUAAUCCAUCUAUGGAUAACUUACCAUCAAAUGUCAUGUUUGAUAUUCUAUCUAGAGUUCCGGUCAAAACGAUCAUCCACUGCAAAUGUGUAUGCAAGAGGUGGCAGACUAUUAUUUUGGAUCCUUACUUUGCCGAUAUGCACCUCUCGCGAUCACCUGCAGGCCUCAUGAUUAAUCACAAUUACGAAAAAGAUAUGAGAAGUAGUACUAUCAAACCAGGAAUACUGAAGUGGGUGGAGAUCGAAGACGAAUCUGAUUAUCACUACUUGCACCAUGAUCUUCUCAUGAGUCUUGAUCUUAAUCUUGGAACCAUAUUUCAGGACUCUCAAAUCCUUCUAGUGGGAUCAGUCAACGGCUUGGUAUGCUUGUGGCAGUUUGGCCCUAGAGGUCACGAUAACACUUACAUAUGCAAUCCAAUCACCAGAGAAUAUAUGAUACUCCCUAGGCAACAAUACUAUAGAGACGGCUAUGCAAUAAUUGUUUAUGGUUUUGGAGUUGGUUUAAAGACAAACGAGUACAAAGUGGUACGGACUUUUCAAGGGGAUAUACCACCAGAUUCUACCUCAACAUCUCGGCCGAGUCUAUUAGAAGCCGAGGUUUACACUUUAGGGACCGGCCAAUGGAGAAGCCUUGGUCAUGUCCCUUAUUGGCUUUGUGGAUUCCACGGCCCGUUUCUUAAUGGCCAUGCUCAUUGGAUGGUUGUUGAUCCGGAUUCCCCUGAGAAGAUUUGUGCUUUUGAUUUUGACAACGAGACAUUUAAGUUAUUUCCAUCUCCUCCUGUUGAAAAUAUCGCAGAGAGUCGGAUACAUUUUCGAAGUUUGGGAGUCCUAAAGGGUUGUCUAAGUCAAUCGGAUACGUUUGAUUCUCAAUUCACGGUAUGGGUGAUGAAAGAGUACCGUGUAAAGACUUCUUGGCAUAAACAGGUGGUGAUUAAGCAAAGUAUUAGCCCUAGUCUAGACUGGGUGAUGUGGGAACCCAUGUAUCUAAUAACGGGUUUAAAAGAUGGAACAAUACUGAUGGUCUAUUAUGAAGACAAACUACUCGAAUAUUGUCCUCAAAACCAAACAGUUGAAGACACAAAACUAUUUGACCGCUACCUUGAUGCUAUGGCGUAUCGUCCUAGCUUUCUGAAACUCCAAAAUUUCAGAGCAGAGACAGUUCAUGUGUUCUAAAUUAGGUCGUAAAAUAUUCUACCGUGAAGGCUCUUUACAUCAUUCUAUAUUUCAAAUAGAGCCUAAUAUGUUGCUAUAUAGUGGAAUUAAUCAAUGUAAAAGUGACUUCCUCAAAAAGUAAACCAUUUCAUAUUACAUUCGGGCGCGGCUUAUAUCUACAUACAAUCUUUUCAAGCUCAUAAAACUUGAA